CAAUGACAUGAAGGAAAAUAAACCCAUCAGCUAAUCCCUGUCCAUCCUGUCCACUGUAUAUAACUCCUGGAGCGAUAGGUUUAGAGAUGGUCAGGAAUGUAAACUGUAUACAGUACAAAAAGUUCAGCACGCCGCGGAUAAACAUGUAAUCUGUCUAAGCGUCGACCCGAAAUAAAACCUGUGUCCAUUCUGGAAUAGCAUGCAUUUUCCUUCUCAAAAAUGUGUCCUUCAUUUUAUACGGACAAAACCAGGAAGUGGUCAGGAGAGAUUACCUACCCAGGAUGCACAGCCUGAAGACUGUCCCUAAAAAAACAAGCGUGUAUCCUUAUCAGUGUGGGUGCACUCCAGGAGAGUUAGCCCUGUACACCUCUUAUAUAUAUUGAUUGUGGGUUUUUUGCCUUAACAAAGUAAAAAAAAAAAAAAAGUUAAUGAUACAAUAACGUAACGAUCAUGAAAUCAAAGCAAACCUUAAACAAAACCCUCACACUUUUGCUAAGAUGACUGUUUUCUGUUUCACACACUCACACACGCACAGCAUCAUGGCUCCGGUUAGUCUCACUUUGAAUCAUUAUGUGUUUCCGUUUCAUCACGUUCCACUCACAAAAGUGUUGCAGCUCUUGCUCUUGUAUCGACACCACCUGCAUGCCAAGCAGCCUCCUUCCCCUUUGUGCUGCAUUCAGUGACUGGCCUCAUUCAUGCGAGGACUUAAAUAAGCGCCGUUCAUGACCACUGAAAGCCUUGCCCUGGCCUUUCUACUGCUCAGUGGGCCUGUGCCAGGGUGUCGCCGUGCUCCUGCCUGGCAUCCGCUAGCCUGGGUUGGCAAUGCCAGCGCAGGUCACACGGGAUUUCUGACUCACACACACUUGAGCUGAAUCUUGAUUCCUUUAAAGGAACACUUUACCGAGAAUCGUAGAGUUGCUGAGAAAUAACGAAAGUUAGCUGGGGUGAGAUAGCGGUUAUCAGUACAUCACAGUAUGAUAAGAUUUAACAUUUAAAAAAGCUGAGAGGAAAAACAUUUAAUUGACCAUGGAUCGGUUGUACCCUUACAUCGGUCCCUGUAACUGUAAUCAUAUAGCUGGGAAACAUUUGUAGGUUGUUAGCCUAAUGAAAUACAUUAGAAUAAAAAAAUUAUACAUUUAAUAGUCAAAUAUAAAAAUAGCAGUUUCAAUAGCAAUCACAAUAUGCAUCAAAAUAAUCACAAUGGGCUUUUUUUCCUUAUCAAAUCGCACAGUCCUAUCCGAUAUUAAUCAAAAGCAUAAUUAGAUUCUAAUGAUCAACAGUGACAAGCAUUCAAACAUCUGAGAUAUCUAAGACAUACCACAUCAAAGUAUUAAACAAAAAUGCUUAAACUAAAUCCAUCUGAAUGGAUAUGAAUUGUGCUACUAUUUAUCUGCAGGUUGAGACGUACAGUGCAAUUAUUUUUUGUUUUGCAAAAAUAGAAUAAACAUUGUCUCUGCUAGGAUUUCAGGAGUCAUCUUCUUUUAGUUCAUGAUAACAGACGAGCCUGCUGACUUCCUGUUGUUAAUGUGCCUGCUCUGUUAAUAUAAGAGGGAUGGAGAAAGAGAAGGAGUGGCUGAAAGGAAGAGCAGACAUGAAAACUGGAUCAAAAAGAAGUAGGGGGAGGAAUGAGACAAGAGCGAGGAAGAACCAGCGAGGUGGAAUGAAACCAUACAGGUGAGUAACUACAGCCAUGUACUGGAAGGCCAGUCAGACUCCGAUGAUGAGGACAAGCUCCAUAUCGUGGAGGAGGACGGAACCCCCGUGGACGGCGCUGAUGGUGACAGUGUUGCCCAUGACGACGACACCAACGGCCCAGAGGACAGAUGGGAAGAAGUGAAAGAGGAGUGUGUGUCAGAGGAGGAUGAGAGGAGUAGAGACGCUCUCGUUGAGGAAAUGCUUCAGCAAGGAGACACAGCCGUCAUCUUCCCAGAAGCACCAGAAGAUGAACCACGCCAGGGAACACCGGAGACCAGCGGCCAUGAUGAGAAUGGCACACCAGACGCGUUCUCGCAGCUCCUCACCUGUCCCUACUGCUCCCGCGGCUACAAGCGCUACACGUCUCUGAAGGAGCACAUAAAGUACAGGCACGAGAAGAGCGAGGACAACUUCAGCUGCUCGGUUUGCAGCUACACUUUUACUCACCGCACGCAGCUCGACCGACACAUGAGCGCACACAAAGCAGGCAGAGACCAGCGGCAUGUAACCCAAACAGGGGGUGGAGGAAACCGAAAGUUUAAGUGCACUGAAUGUGGCAAAGCCUUCAAGUAUAAACACCACCUGAAAGAACACCUGCGUAUCCACAGUGGAGAGAAGCCAUACGAGUGCCCAAACUGUAAAAAGCGUUUUUCUCACUCCGGCUCCUACAGUUCCCAUAUCAGCAGCAAGAAAUGCAUCGGCCUCAUUUCUGUCAACGGCCGAUCCCGACCCUCGCCAACCACAGGAGGCACCAAAACCCCUCAGUGUCCAUCACCAUCGCUGCCAUCUUCCCCUGCCACUGCCCGGACACAGACCCGGGACAAACUGGACCAUAGUAAACCCCUGCAGGAGCAGCUGCCAAUCACACAGAUUAAAUCUGAGCCAUUGGACUAUGAGUACAAGCCUGUAGUUGUUGCCCCGGCUGCCCCUGGAGGAGUAAACGGGGUUUUUCAAGGAGGGGCAGCAGCACCCUUACAGGGGGCAGUGCAGGCUGUGGUGCUCCCCACUGUAGGACUGGUAUCCCCAAUCAGCAUUAAUCUAGGAGACUUGCAAAACAUGCUAAAGGUGGCAGUCGAUGGAAAUGUGAUCAGGCAGGUGUUGGAGAAUGCCCAGAUUAAAGGCCAGGCUGCAGGCGCUGGCAGAGUGGCUAUUGCACAGGCUCCGCAGCAAGUCAUCCAAGCCAUCAGUCUUCCCAUUGUUGACCAGGAUGGUACUGCCAAGAUCAUAAUCAACUACAGCCUUGACCCAUCGCAAGCUCAGGCAGCUCUGCAGAACUUAAAGAAAGAGCCGGCUGGUCAGGAUAUAAACUCCUGCAAGGCUGAACGACUGCCGGAGGAUCUGACAGUUAAAACCAAGACAACGAGGGACGAGACCACCAUCGCUGUGGAUGGAGAGUGUCAGCAGGAGAAGGCCAAACUCUACAAUCACACAACAAAGAAACACUGUGGCAAGGAGGAACAGGAAGUUAAUGGAACACACUUGGAAGAGAAGUCUGAAGCAGAUGUUGAACUGUGUCCUGGGCAGCCCCCACUGAAGAACCUCAUGUCCUUGCUUAAGGCAUACUUUGCCUUAAAUGCAGAACCCACCAAGGAAGAGCUGGCAAAAAUAUCAGAGUCAGUCAAUCUUCCUAUCGAUAUUGUCAGGAAGUGGUUUGAGAAAAUGCAGAAUGGGCAGAUUCCAAUGGACGUCUCCCCAGCAACACCCCAGAAAGAGCAGAAUAGCGGGACAGACGUUAAUGGCAUUCUGGAGGAAACCCAAAAGUCAGUAUCUGAGCAGGACAGCAAAAAGAACCAAGAGGAGGAGGACAUGGAACUUCAUAGCCCAGCAGAGGGCACUACAGCUGGGAUAAGUGGAACUGAAAAUGGCCCCACAUCCCCUUUACCACUAAAUCUAUCUGCAGAUGGGCCUGUGCCAGCCCAGACUGCAGAGGAAGGAGAGGGACCUCUUGAUUUGUCUCUCCCCAAAUCUGUAGCGGCAGCAAAUACAGCCAGCGUUCACUCUGUUUACUCAGCUCAGGACGAGCCUCUGAACUUGGUUUGCACAAAGAAGGAAGUGCUCGGCAAUGCAAGCACCAGCACUGCCAUCUAUGCCAGCCAAACAAGUGCCAAUUCCCUGAACAUUGUGACCACUCAAUUGCCCACCCUGGUGGCUAUCACCAAGCAAGGCCCCGUGCAGAGCUUACGUACCCUCACUACCACUAAACAGGCCAUCUUAAUCCCACAGCUAGCCUACACCUACACCACUACCGCCUCCAGCCCAGCAGGGGGCGACACACCACAGAAGGCCAUACUGCAGGUUAAUGGUGUCAAGGAGGAGAAGCAGGAGGCUGGUUCAGAGGUGGCUUCCUUGCUGGAGGAGCAGACAGACUCAGACUCCGGGCCGGUGAGGAAGAAGAUGAAGAAGACCGAAAAUGGCUUGUACGCCUGUGACCUGUGUGACAAAAUCUUCCAGAAGAGCAGCUCGCUGCUUCGGCAUAAAUAUGAACACACAGGUAAACGUCCUCACGAAUGCGGGAUCUGCAGCAAAGCUUUCAAACACAAGCACCACCUGAUCGAGCACCUGCGUCUGCACUCGGGAGAAAAGCCGUAUCAGUGUGACAAGUGCGGCAAGCGCUUCUCUCACUCCGGUUCCUACUCGCAGCACAUGAACCAUCGCUAUUCCUACUGUAAGAAGGAGGCACACGGCCAGAACCAGGCGCAAAGAGACGAGGAGGAGGAGAAUCCCAACGAAGAUCAGCCUGGAGCAGCAAGCUCCGCCGCCUCGCCGCCGUCUCAGGUGGACUCAGACGAACGAGGGAGCAGCGCCAGGGAGGAUGAGGAGAGUGAGGAGGAAGACGCCAUGGGCUCGGGGAGCAUGGUGGACGAGGACGAAAUUCAGGUGGUGAGGAUCGGCGAGGAAGGAGGAGAGGAUGAGGAAGACGGCGGCGAGCAGGAGUUUCCCGAGGAGGAACCGGGAAAUGAGGAGGCGGUUAGGGAGAACGGCGGACAUGAGCAGGAGGGUACAGGGGAAAGUCAAGAAGAGGGAGAGGAAGAUGGAGAAAUGAUGAAGGUCGUGGUGAUGCAAGAUGAUGAAGAUGAAGAGGAGACGGAAAACGCCGAACCGAUGUACAUGCAGGAGAACAUAGGAGAGGAGGAAGCAGAGGAGGAAGGAGAAAAUGUGAAGGAGGAGAGCGGAAAUGAAGGAAACACACCCAGUGAAAACGGAGAUGUGAAAUGAAGUGAAACCACAUCAGGGCUUUUCUCGCUCGUAUUCUUUGCUACUUUGCUAGUUUUACAAAAACAUUACUAAUCUGAACAAAGACUGCAGAUGAGGCUGCUUCCAGAGGAUUGCAGAAAAUGCUAAAAGUAGGAAGGACGGACAUAAAGAAGAAAGGAAGGAAGCGAGCGAGAGCGCAGGAGCUCUGCCGUUGCAUUUUAUCCCACUACUGUGUAUAAAAACCCCUUGUGUGCCUGAUGAUUUAAAAAAAACUAGUGUUUUUUUUUCACAUAAGGACAAUUUUCAGUGUUUAUGGUUUGUAUAAAUACAAAGUUUAAUGAAAAAAAAAUUACACAUAUACAGACUGAAAGCUAGACACGUUUUAGCUAAUAACGUUUUAUUACUAAAACACCUUGGAUUUCUUUUUAUCAGUGUUACUAAUUUUUUGUCACUCUUGUUUAAACCUUAAAAAAAAAGCUGUACAGUUGGGAGAGAUUUCUAUACAUUUUUAUUGCCAAUGAACAAAACUCAGUAUUUUAUUGCAUAUGAAGGAAGAAAAAAAAAAAAAAGAUCCUGUGCACUACCAUGCUCCCAGUUUACUGAUGAACACCUCUGUGGGCCUUGUUCAAUGUCUACCUUUCAGUAUUAAUACUAUCAAGCUAACCCAUGUGUCACGCUAGGCUACGCUAGCUCAACAUCUGUCUGUCUGGAUUGUUUGGAAGUGAUAUGUGAGCCUUAAGUGUAAGAAAACAA
Clarias gariepinus (North African catfish) is the source of this 5643-nucleotide messenger RNA. RefSeq names its product zinc finger E-box binding homeobox 1b (gene zeb1b). Gene Ontology annotation, biological process: anatomical structure development; regulation of transcription by RNA polymerase II. Bases 1894 to 4911 code for a protein of 1005 amino acids. The record is from RefSeq and is a predicted model, not a curated record. NCBI's taxonomy places the organism in Eukaryota, Metazoa, Chordata, Actinopteri, Siluriformes, Clariidae. Gene Ontology annotation, molecular function: DNA-binding transcription factor activity, RNA polymerase II-specific; RNA polymerase II cis-regulatory region sequence-specific DNA binding. The transcript is spliced from 8 exons.